AUGGCAGGCGUGUUGCCUCCUGAGACGGCACCUGCCUCCUCGCUGGCCAAUGCCGCAGCAUGGAGGCAGGAGGAGGUGCUGGAAGACGAGGCCGAGAUUACGCGACAGGACGAUGCCAGACCAGACUGGGCCGUCAUCGAUUUCAAAGACCUAGACAAGCCCCUGGAGAGGGAAGACGAAGACGAUGAGGAGAUAGCGGAGUUUGAGAAAGCCAGGGAUGUCAAGGACGGAUGGUUCGAAGCGCCGGCGCCAGACGAACUAUCUGCAGGCCGUGCGAUCUUCAUCGAACGAGACGAGGAUCAUGCCCCGGAACACAUGGCUCUGCGAGAGAAGGAGCUCACCAGUUUGUGGGCUGAUCAGAACGAUUUGGACGAGGAGGACGCUGCGGCAGAGGAAGUUGGGGUCCUUGACGUCAACGUGCCGAGAACCGCACUGGUGAUCAACAUAUCCUACGUCCUGAAGCGCCUCAACGGCUGCUGUAGCUUGAACCAGUUGGCAAAAGCCCUGAAGUCUUUCAAGGAGAAGACUGGCAUGUCGUUGGAGGUUUUCCUGCGGUCAAAUCCAAGAACCUUCAAGCUUGAGGGCCGGAUCGUGUACCUCUUGGACCGAGACGGGGAGAAGUGGCAGCCUCCAAAGCAGGAACCUGCUGCUGGUGGCCCAGGGCUCGGGAAACGCUUGUGUGAAAGAGCGUGUUCUGAAGCUGCGGGCACGUAG
Messenger RNA from Symbiodinium sp. CCMP2456, 714 nucleotides. NCBI's taxonomy places the organism in Eukaryota, Dinophyceae, Suessiales, Symbiodiniaceae. The record is from the annotation of a GenBank genome assembly.